This is a messenger RNA of Cyclocybe aegerita, 999 nucleotides long. The record is from the annotation of a GenBank genome assembly. Lineage: Eukaryota; Fungi; Basidiomycota; Agaricomycetes; Agaricales; Hemipholiotaceae.
AUGGAAGUGGACGAGCGCGUCCACACCUUAACUGAGAGUUUCGAGCCCUUUGCGCCCGAAGCUCGCCCAGGCGAUCGGUUACUGGACCGCUAUGCGGACCGUCUCCACUUUGACGAGCGCGAUCCUACCCAGGAUAGGCGUCCAUACCUAGACGAGCUCAUCACGAGAGCGAGGGCCAACCCUCUAACAGUACUGGCUGCAACUGAUGGCUCUGUCCCUCAGUCCAACCAGUAUCAGGCGGCUUCGGCUGCCAUCAUCUACAAGGGACAUCGUGAGCUCGAGAGGACUCGCUAUGUCUCUGGCAGAGUUACCACCCCAGAUGCGGAACUCAAUGCCAUCUCGUGUGCAGUGCGCCUUGCUGUCAAGCAGGCAAAUUGCCAACAUAUUAUGGUCUUUACUGACUCUAUGGGCUCGGCCCACAGAGCGGUUGACCCUGGCGUGCAUGCUGGUCAGGCUUUUAGCCUGUCAGUUUGUCGCGUUCUUCAAGAGUGGUUUGAGGCGGAUGAUCUCCGCCGCAUCACCUUUGUCUACGUUCCAUCCGCUUGCGGUGGGAUAUCCAUGGUGAGGCACACAAACACGCUACGCUCUCGAGCUGCGCACUCAGUCCUGGAUUCGUGGAGCUCCACUUUCCAGGAUCCAACCUACCGAGGCUCUGAGUUUUUAGAGCUUCAACAGCCUGACGGGCGGCUGCUACAACCAUCGUACCUCAAUGGGGGACCUUGGCUCUCAACAUUCGGACACAGUAUCACUGAGUUCGCCCGCGUUUGCCGGUGUAUAACUGGCCACGCGCCCAUUGGAGCGUAUUAUCAUCGCUUCAAGAUCAACGAGCCUCACGGCUGCACUUGCGGGGCUGCUUUGCAGUCCCGCCAGCAUAUCCUCUUUCGCUGUCACGAUAGAUAUUCUGUACACUAUCCCCGCUUUCUCGGGGAUAUUGCAUCGUUUAUGAAGUACAACCCCACGGCGUUUGGCUUCAACCGGGACCCCUCGGGUGUCGGAUAA